AUGAAAGGAAUUGAUGAUUUGUGGCAAACAGAUCUCGUUGAAAUGAUAAGCUAUGCAGUACAAAAAAACGGUUAUCGUUACAUUUUAACAGUAAUAGAUACAUUUUCGAAAAAGGCUUGGGUUAUGGCGGUGAAAAACAAAAAUGCUCAAUACGUAAUGAAUGCUAUGAAGGGAAUUUUUGAGAAAAAUCAUCGCAAACCGAAAAAUUUGCAAACUGAUAAUGGUAAAGAGUUUUUCAAUAAUCAAUUUCAUCAAUUGAUGCAAAACAAUCACAUUAAUCACUAUUCAACAUAUAGCGUUCUGAAGGCGUCCAUAGUAGAACGGUUUAAUAGAAUAUUAAAAGGAAUGAUGUGGAAAGAGUUUAUUUUUCAAGGAACCUAUAAAUGGAUUCAUAUAUAUAAGGACCUUUUCGAUAAAUACGAUAACACAUUUCAUAGAACGAUGAAAAUGACACCAAAGCAAGUGAAUUCUUCAAAUGAGAAAUCUCUUCUGGAUACGGUAUACAGCAAUUUAAAAAUAUUCAAAAGACCAAAGUUCAAAACAAAUGAUUAUGUACGAAUAAGUAAAUAUAAACAUCAAUUUGAGAAGGGCUACACACCCAAUUGGACUACGGAGAUCUUUAGAGUGAAAACUAUAAGAAAUACAAAUCGAAAUACAUAUUUGCUUGAAGACUAUCAGGGGCGUGAAGUUAAAGGUGGAUUUUAUGAAUAUGAAUUAAUGAAAACUAAGUUUCCCCAAACGUAUUUAGUUGAAAAAGUUGUAAAGAGAAGAGGAAAUAUGGUCUAUGUUAAAUGGUUUGAUAAUUCGUUUACAAAAAAAGAAUAUGACAGUUACACAUCAUACUUACAAUCAUUUAAAAAUAAUGAUGAAAUUCGUAUACCAAUUCAAAAUCAAGAUUUCUAUGCCUUACCAAGCGAAAGCUUUCUAUAUAUUGAAGGAACUGCAUCAAAGGAAGAUGGCACAAUCUCUAAUAGCAUAAAACUGUUAAAUAAUUGUAUGGCGCAUCUAUUUGAUGAAAUUCGAUAUGAACUUAACGGUAUAGAAAUUGAUCGUACACGUCAUUUGGGUAUUACAACGGAAAUAAACAAUUUCCCAUCAUUGAAUAAACGUGAGAGUGAGAACCUAUUGAAUGCAGUAUGGUCGCCAUUUAAUAACGAUGAACUCACUAUUGUAAGCGAUUAUUUCAACUUUUGUAUACCACUCAACAUGCUGCUUAGAUUUACGGAAGAUUUCAAUAAAACCAUAGAUAAUUCCGAACAUGAACUGAUUUUACUACGAUCUAAAGACAAUAAACAAGCUAUUACAACUACCUUGGCAAACGAACAAAUUAAAUUAAGUAUUUUGAAUACUACAUGGAAAAUGCUACAUGUUCAACUGGCUGACGCUUACAAAUUGGAGGUGUUUAAAAAAAUCAAUUCUCGCCAACCGUUAAAUAUAUGCUUCAGAACUUGA
Glossina fuscipes is the source of this 1452-nucleotide messenger RNA. RefSeq lists its product as uncharacterized. Gene Ontology annotation, biological process: DNA integration. Lineage: Eukaryota; Metazoa; Arthropoda; Insecta; Diptera; Glossinidae. The transcript is spliced from 2 exons. The record is from RefSeq and is a predicted model, not a curated record. Bases 1 to 1452 code for a protein of 483 amino acids. Gene Ontology annotation, molecular function: nucleic acid binding.